AUGAUUUCGGAUGAAAUCCGAGGAGUAGCAUCUUUAGCUGCACCGGAAAAAAUAAAACAACCGCUGUGUCAUGGAAAUUCUUGUCCUCGCUGCGGCAAAUGCUGUGAUUGGCUUUAUGAUGGUAAUUUCGAUCGGGAUUUUCAACGUUACCGCGCUAACUUAGGAUACGAUGUACUCAACGGAAAUCGAUGGCAUCGUCGUGCUAAUGGCCCAAGUAUCACGUGCAGUUACUGGUUUGAUUCUCAUUUCGGCAGUGAAGAACGAACACCUAAAGAACUUCCAGCUUCGUCAUCACUUACAUAUGUUCAGGAAAUUAAAAUUGCUGAUCAGUUGUUUAAUGUAUUCGAGCCAAUAUGGACAAGCACGUCAUACAAUGAAAAAAAUGAAAUUAUCCUCGAUCAUAAUACAAUGGAUAAUGAAAUUGAGGAAUGCGAGGAAGACUUAGAUUACGAAGCAAAAGACGAAGAAAAUCCGGUGUUCGAAUCAUUUUCUUUGUCAUAUAUGAAGCGAGCGCUUGAUUAUUAUGAUGCAAUUAAUACGAAAACUGGAAAACGAUCUCAUACAUGGAGAAAUGUUCGGAACAAAUUUAGAAGAAUCAAAGAUCAAUCUUAUAUGUCCCGCUUCCGAGACUAUAUUGAGGAAAGGGGAACGAAGAAACAAAAGGUGGAUUCAGUAGGCGAUUACGAUUAUAACAACUUUGACCGUGCUCGGGAUCUUCUCUGUGCAGUACAUGAUAUUGAUUUUAAAAGAUGGGCUGUAGUAACAAAGCGUGAGAUUGUCAAUGAAGCUGAAAUUCAAAAAUCAGCUGAUCAAUUUGUUUCUGAAGUUAAAUCAUUGUUACCUUACUAUAAUGAAGAUUCCGUAUUGAAUACAGAUCAAGCAGAACUUCAGCGUCAGUUUCCCUCAACUCAAACUUUCUCAUAUCAAGGAGAAAAGACGAUACUUGCCACCGUACGUUCAGUAAAUGCAACUACUCAUAGUUAUACGGUUCAACCGACGAUCAUCAUGAGUGGUAAGAUCUUCGGCCCUGUUUAUAUAUGUCUCAAAGAAGUAAAUGGUCGAGUGAGCGAUAACAUUAAAGCAAAUCUUCCGCAGUUGAAGAAUAUUGCUGUUACAUGCGGUGCAUCAGGAAAAUUAACUACGUCAUUAGUUAAAUAUUGGCGUAAUGAGUGUCUUAUUCCAUCACUGACAUCGCAGCCUGUAUUACUUCUUUCUGAUAGUUGGUCCUAG
This is a messenger RNA of Adineta ricciae, 1230 nucleotides long. The record is from the annotation of a GenBank genome assembly. Lineage: Eukaryota; Metazoa; Rotifera; Eurotatoria; Adinetida; Adinetidae.